CGCGCGGCCCCAGGCAUGCGCAGUGGGCUCCCCGGCCGCGGCGGCGGCGGCGGCGGCGGCGUCGUUCUCCAGAGCCGGAAGGUCCCGGCGCCUCGGGCGGGCGGUCGGUCACCUGCGGGGUCAUGUCGGCGCAGGGGGACUGCGAGUUCCUGGUGCAGCGCGCCCGGGAGCUGGUGCAGCAGGACCUGUGGGCGGCCAAGGCUUGGCUCAUCACGGCGCGCAGCCUCUACCCCGCCGACUUCAACAUCCAGUACGAGAUGUACACCAUCGAGCGGAACGCCGAGCGCACCGCCACGGCCGGGAGGCUGCUCUACGACAUAUCAGCCGGUGGUGUGGAGAGAAAUCAGCAUUAUUACGUCAGCAUUAAGGAACGAUUCACAGGAUAAACAAACCCAAUUUUUAAGAAGUUUAUUCGAAACUCUUCCUGGCCGGGUCCAGUGCGAAAUGUUGCUGAAGGUUACAGAACAAUGCUUCAAUACCCUGGAACGAUCAGAAAUGUUGCUUCUGCUUUUGAGACGCUUCCCUGAAACGGUGGUGCAACAUGGGGUUGGCCUUGGGGAGGCACUGUUAGAGGCUGAAACUAUUGAAGAACAAGACUCUCCUGUUAACUGCUUUAGAAAAUUAUUUGUUUGUGACGUCCUUCCUCUAAUAAUUAACAACCAUGAUGUUCGAUUGCCUGCCAACUUAUUAUAUAAGUACUUGACCAAAGCAGCUGAAUUUUAUAUCAAUUAUGUCACGAGGUCGACUCAAAUAGAGAAUCAGCAUCAAGGUGCCCAAGAAACAUCUGAUUUAAUGUCACCUAGCAAACGUAGCUCUCAGAAGUACAUAAUAGAAGGACUGACUGAAAAAUCGUCCCAGAUUGUGGACCCUUGGGAGAGGUUGUUUAAGAUUUUGAAUGUCGUUGGAGUGAGAUGUGAAUGGCAGAUGGAUAAAGGAAGACGAAGCUAUAGUGACAUUUUGCAUAGAAUGAAGGAUCUCUGCAGAUACAUGAACAAUUUUGAUAAUGAAGCUCAUGCAAAGUAUAGAAACCAAGUGGUUUAUUCCACUAUGUUGGUCUUCUUUAAGAAUGCAUUCCAGUAUGUCAACAGCAUACAACCAUCUCUCUUCCAAGGUCCCAAUGCCCCAAGCCAAGUUCCACUGGUUCUUCUUGAGGAUGUAUCAAAUGUGUAUGGUGAUGUAGAAAUUGAUCGUAAUAAACACAUACACAAAAAGAGGAAACUAGCUGAGGGAAGAGAAAAAACCAUGAGUUCAGACGACGAAGACUGUUCGGCAAAAGGAAGGAAUCGGCACAUUGUCGUCAAUAAGGCGGAGCUCGCUAAUUCCAUUGAGGUGUUAGAAAGCUUUAAACUGGCCAGAGAGAGCUGGGAGUUGCUCUCUUCCCUGGACUCCCUUGACAAGGAAUUUACAAGAAUCUGUUUGGCCUGGAAGACAGAUACUUGGCUUUGGUUAAGAAUCUUCCUCACCGACAUGAUCAUCUAUCAGGGUCAAUAUAAAAAGGCAAUAGCCAGCCUGCAUCAUUUAGCAGCUCUCCAGGGAUCACUUCCUCAGCCGCAGAUCACGGGACAGGGGACCUUGGAGCAUCAGAGGGCGCUCAUCCAGCUGGCGACUUGCCACUUUGCUCUGGGAGAGUACAGAAUGACGUGUGAGAAGGUCCUUGAUUUGAUGUGCUACAUGGUUCUCCCCUUUCAAGAUGGAGGCAAGUCACAGGAGGAACCCUCAAAAAUAAAGCCCAAAUUUAGAAAAGGUUCGGAUCUGAAGCUUCUGCCUUGUACCAGCAAGGCUCUCAUGCCGUACUGCCUGCAUUUGAUGUUAGCUUGUUUUAAGCUCAGAGCUUUCACGGACAGCAGGGAUGACAUGGCCCUGGGGCACGUGAUCGUAUUGCUUCAGCAAGAGUGGCCACGGGGAGAGAAUCUUUUCUUGAAAGCCGUCAAUAAGAUUUGCCAACAAGGAAACUUCCAAUAUGAGAAUUUUUUCAAUUAUGUUACAAAUAUUGAUAUGCUGGAGGAAUUCGCCUACUUACGAACUCAGGAAGGUGGGAAGAUUCAUCUGGAGUUACUGCCCAAUCAAGGGAUGCUGAUCAAAGUCUUGGAAAUGUUGAGAGAGGGAAGUAAGAGAGGCUCAUUCUCUUGUAUAACCUCAGUAAUUUGGUGCAUAGCAAACGUGACUUAUGUCCUAUCAAGAAUUGGCUGGUGGAAUCCAUUCUAAAGAAGAGGAAGAUAAAGUGGGGUUCUUGUCUUUCAUCUUGUAAAUGUUAUUAAACAUUCUAAAUAUUUAAAAUAAAAGAACAAAUGCUCUUUUAUGAAAACACAAGACAAGACCUUUCUACGUUAGGUUGCUUAGGCAAGAUGGACUGCACAUGCUCAUCUUCCCAUCGCCACUUACUCCCCUAAGACACUUAGUGAAAACCACAGGAAAAAUAAUUGCAUCUUCAAAAUAUUCUUAACAGGGUUUGAGAAUAAACAUUACUUUUUGAUAUGAGAGCCUAGGUAACCCCUUUUGUGUUGUGAUUUCUAGGUUUUGAGGCUGGAUAUACAAACAUACCUUUAAUAGCUUUUUAGUUAAUUCCAUUAACAUUCACCAUACAAAUUCUAAUAUAGAGACAGCCUUAGUAGAAUAACCCCAUUCGCUUAGGAUUAACCCUACAGUGGUCCUCCUUUUACUUCAGUAACACACAACCAUUUGUGGAAAUGGGAGAGAAUGGAUUGUCAAAAAAUCAACAACUGAGGGGCCGGCCCGGUGGCACAGCACUUAAGUGCCCACGUUCUGCAUCAGGGGCCUGGGGUUCGCUGGUUCAGAUCCUGGGUGCAG
Molecule: messenger RNA, 2808 nt
Organism: Equus quagga
Lineage: Eukaryota; Metazoa; Chordata; Mammalia; Perissodactyla; Equidae
Gene: INTS10
Product: integrator complex subunit 10
Exons: 17
Coding region: 16-2205 (729 amino acids)
Biological process (GO): snRNA processing
Cellular component (GO): integrator complex
Source: RefSeq, a predicted model, not a curated record